AUGUCUGAUAUAGUUAGGAAGACGGAAGACAUCAAGGAUUCUUCGAUUGAUACGAAGGAUGCAAAGGAUGUGGCGGCCAAAGAUGUAAAGGAAAAGGAAACAUCCCUGUCCGUGACCCAUGAACACGAAAAGAAAAAGCAAGCAUUUGUUACAAGAACUAUAUGGACAAUUGUCAUGAUAGCGUUUUUCUUCACCUGUUUGUUGUCAGGUCAUCUUGCUUUGAUUAGUGUUGUAUUUCUCUUACAGACGUUGACUUUCAAGGAGAUCAUAAGUUUGACUGCUGAGCCAGCUAGAGACAAGAAAUUGCCGUUCAACAAAUUGUUAAACUGGUAUUUCCUUUUUGCGACCAUCUACUACUUAGACAGUGAAAGCUUCUUUAACUUUUUCCAGGAAUCAAUUUAUGAUAACAAAAUUUUAUCAUUAUUAGCAAUUCAUCAUAGAAUUAUUUCAUACACGUUUUACAUUGCUGGAUUCAUUUUCUUUGUUGCUACAUUACAAAAGGGUUACUACAAGUUUCAGUUUGCUCAAUUGUGCAUGACCCAUACGACCUUGAUAUUAGUGGUCUUCCAAAGUCAUCUUAUUAUUGAUAAUAUUUUGAAUGGAUUAAUCUGGUUUUUCUUACCGGUAGGGUUAGUUAUUGUUAAUGAUAUCUUUGCUUAUCUUUGUGGUAUUACCUUCGGUAGAACUCAAUUGAUUGCCAUUUCUCCAAAGAAGACUGUUGAAGGUUUUGUUGGUGCUUGGGUUUGUACUGGUCUCUUUGCAUUACUUUUCGCAUUCUUUUUAUCAAAGUCCAGUUACUUGAUAUGCCCUGCUACAAACUUAACGACAAAUAUCUUUAAUUAUCCAAGAUGUGAUCCAAACCCUGUUUUCAUUUCUCAAAUUUAUCAAUUGCCUGCUAAUUUGGUAGAAAUUUUCCAUUUGGAAACUAUUUCUUUAAAACCAAUUUAUAUACACGCAUUAAACUUUGCUACUUUUGCUUCAUUAAUUGCCCCAUUUGGUGGGUUUUUUGCUAGUGGUUUGAAAAGAGCAUUCGGUAUUAAGGAUUUUGGUGAUACCAUUCCAGGUCAUGGUGGUAUUACGGAUAGAUUAGAUUGCCAAUUUUUCAUGGGAUCCUUUUCUUAUUUGUACAUUCAAACUUUUGUUUCUAUCAGCCACGUCAACAUCGGUAAUUUACUUCAAUUAGCAAUUAUGAACUUAUCAAUUCCUCAAGUAGUUCAAUUGGUGAAAUCUUUGUUAAAGUAUUUGAAUAAUUCUGGCGUCGUUGACGAUAAUAAAUUAACAAAAAUUUUCGAAAUAUUAGACGUUACUCUUGCAAAUGCUUAG
This is a messenger RNA of Debaryomyces tyrocola, 1323 nucleotides long. NCBI's taxonomy places the organism in Eukaryota, Fungi, Ascomycota, Pichiomycetes, Serinales, Debaryomycetaceae. The record is from the annotation of a GenBank genome assembly.